AUUGACCGAAUGUCUUUGUUGGUUUAGUAACUUGUUUGUGGCUUGGAUUCUUCUGUAACCAAGGGUUGAAGUCACAUGACAGCUGUUUGGUGUGGAGUUCACUCAUGGCUCGUGUGAUCAGACGAAUCGUGGUCGGUGAGAUCGAAUCAUUUGUGUUCACAUGAUUCAUGACUCUGUGAUCAUGUGAAUCAUUUGUGACUCUGUGGUCAUAGUUUGUGCUCGGUUGUUUACGGUGAUCGGUGUCUGGUCUGGUUCAGUGAUGAUGAUGAUGAUGAUGAAGGAUCGCUCGCUGCUGGCGGUGUGUGUCGCGCUCGUCGCCGCUCUCGGUGGCUCUCUGUCGGUUCCGCCGCAUGAGAAGGUGGCUCGGAUGGCCCGGUUCGUGGUCAAUAAGUGCGACUGGGCUUCGAUGGCCACGAUCUCCACUCACGACCCGGUCCGAGGACAGCCGUUCUCCAACGCCUUCUCCAUCAGCGACGGGCCCGCGGGCAACGGAACCGGAACCCCGUACCUGUACAUCACACACCUGGAGAUCUCGGUGCAGGACCUGCAGGUGAAUCCCCAGUCAUCUCUGUCCGUGUCUCUGGCUCAGACCAGCUACUGUAAGAAUCACGGAUUCGAUCCUCAGAGUCCACUGUGCGCCCACAUCAUCCUAUCGGGCUCCGUGGUGGAGGUGAAUGGCAGCGAGGCAUCGGUGGCUAAAGCCGCUCUGUUCAGUAGACACCCAGAGAUGAUCGACUGGCCCGCUGACCAUAACUGGUUCUUCGCAAAAAUGAACAUCACACAGGUCUGGGUGCUUGAUUACUUUGGUGGAGUGAAAACCAUCACGCCGGAGGAGUAUUACCGAGCCACUCCUUACCAGAAACACAACGGAAGUGACACGCUGUGAUCCUUGUGAACUGGAUCAGAAUCACUGAUGGAGUGUUUCAGAAGAGACUCGGAUUUAUGAACGUUUCUCAGGUUGAUGCCUGUGUGUGUGUGUGUGUGUGUGUGUGUGUGUGUGUGUGUGUGUGUGUGUGUGUGUGUGUGAGAUGUAUUAAUCACAUGUUGUUAAUUUCUCCAGAACAUUAAUGCAGUGUAAACCUAGUUGCUACAUUUUUUGUAAGCAUUUUGUAAAAUGCUUCCGAAUGAUUUUUGCAGUUUGCACAAGUGCUUUCAUUCAACCCUUUACAGAGUCACACCACAUGCAAAUGCAGAUUGAAAUCUUCAGAAAGCCUGGUGAGGGUCACGUGUGUCAUUCAUAGAUGUUCAGUUUGGUGUCCUUACUCCUGAUCUUUGACCUCUGACCCCUGUAGCAGGAAAUGUGAAUGUCACGAGAAGUUUUUGGCUUGUGGCUAGCACCAAUCAGAAAUAAACAAUGAAAUUAAAUGUUCUACCUAUUAGAUUGUGUUUUAUUAACCCCCCCCCCUCCAACCCUAAACCUACCGCUUACAAUAAUGAAAAAAUUGUUUGACAAAAAUGACGCUGUACUGAUUUGAAGUUUUUGCUCAUUUUGCUUGUGUUUUAUAGUUGAUCUGUAAUUUUACGCACAUCUGACGUCUUCCAGCUCUAUAAACUCAGACAGACGCCAGUCAGAUGAUAUUUACUCAGAGUGAUUAUUUUUCUAAUGCUGAUGUGUGUUUUUAAUAAGGAUUUUUUUGUCAUGAUGCAGUGAAAUAAAGAGCUGAUCUUUGAUUGGAUUGUU
This is a messenger RNA of Cyprinus carpio (common carp), 1681 nucleotides long. Its product is annotated as protein CREG1-like. Lineage: Eukaryota; Metazoa; Chordata; Actinopteri; Cypriniformes; Cyprinidae. The record is from RefSeq and is a predicted model, not a curated record.